Molecule: messenger RNA, 10351 nt
Organism: Salarias fasciatus (jewelled blenny)
Lineage: Eukaryota; Metazoa; Chordata; Actinopteri; Blenniiformes; Blenniidae
Product: F-box only protein 33-like
Exons: 6
Coding region: 100-1572 (490 amino acids)
Biological process (GO): positive regulation of protein ubiquitination
Molecular function (GO): protein binding
Source: RefSeq, a predicted model, not a curated record
GCGUCGCUGUGACUCCGCCGCAGCAAUCCACUUUUACAACGGUUUGCUUUUUAUUUGACGCCUGGUUGGUGUCCCAACAACAGCUUUGUUUAGCUCGCCAUGGCUCUGUGCGCGGGUGUCGGAGCCAUGGCUUUGCCCAGCGAGCUUAUCGUCCACAUAUUCUCCUUUCUGUCCGACCGAGACAAGCUCCGGGCCUCGGCUGUGUGUUCUCGGUGGAGGGAGUGUCUGUUCUACCCCGCGCUGUGGGCCGAGCUCAAACUGCGGAUAGGCGGCGGAUCUACCUCCGAUGAGACCCCGAAGCUUGAGUUCCUCAUGCGGAAGUUUGGCUCGUUCGUGCGGGAGUUGCAACUGGAAGUCGCACCGGUGGAGGGCAACCUCGGCGCCCUGAACAACGACCCGUCGUCCGCCAGGAUGGAUCAGCCUCCCGGUCCCGACAGCGACCCGCAGCUUUCGGAGCGAUGGAGGGACGCCAUGGCUACCUACUUGGACCAGGUGUUGUGCGUGUUCUCCAGCAUAAAAAACAACAGAAACCUGCAGAAGCUGAGUCUUUAUGGAGACACCUUUAUUCUCCAGCAAGAAGGACUAUUAGACAGCUCCAACCUGCACCAAAUCCACCAAGGGGACAAAAAGAUCAAUGAAAUCCAGCAGCUGUUCAUGGAGCUGCUGUCGAACAGCAGGCAGCUCAAGUGGUUGUCCUGUAGUUUUAUGCUGGGACUGGUCACCCCUUGUUCUUUAGCCUGUCUGUCAAACCCUUCUGCUGAGAGUCUGCAACACCUCAGUUUACUGGACCACCAGCUAGGCCCUCUCAUCUCACCAUCGGAGCUGGAUCGCCUCUCCAACCUGCACUCUCUGGCUCUGGAUUUCUCAGACUUGACAUCCGAGUUGUGUGGCCUGCUGGCUUCUCCACGCCGAACGCCGCUGCACCGCCUCUCCCUGCUGCUCAACGGUGCUGCGCUGGAGUUCAAAGCAUUAGAGGGGACAGCUACAGAGGAUGACUGGAAGGCUCUGGUACGCGUGAGUGCCAACUUGCGAGUAUACAUCAUGGCCCUGGAGGUGGACAGCUCCGAGCUCCUCAGGUUCCUGAAGCCGAGCCUUCCCCUGGAGCGUCUUCAUCUCGACAGCUACAGCACACUUGUGACCGACGCCACACUGGAGCUCAUCUCUCAGCAGUACAACAAAACGCUGACGCACUUCCUGCUCCUUAGAGAUGGCCACGACUUUCCUGACCUCAACGUCAACCGCAAUGAGGACCCGUUGGUUCUGUUGGCAUGGAGAUGCACUCAGCUGGCUGUACUGGUGAUACACGGUUACACUGUGUGGUCCCAUAACUUGGUGGCUAUCUCUCGACUGCGAGGCUCCAGCCUCCGUGUCCUGACCGUCUCUGAGGAGAGCAUCGACUUCGACCCAGACCAGUCGGUGUACGUGGAGGGCGACCCAGUCCACAACUUGGUCAAGGAGGUCUCUCUGGGCCUCGGCCGCGUCUGGCACCCCUGCCUGGAUUCCAGUCUGGUGUUGUCUGAACCUACCCAGCACUUCCAUCGUGAGCUGCACGCCUUCAGCAUGGGCAUGUAGAUCAGGGCCAGCAAACCCAUCACAUCACAGCCAAUAACCAGUUCAGGCCAGGUCAGGCCAGAUGUGUAAAUCCCAGGUCAGGUUAGGCCUGUGAAUGAGGCCGACGAGCAGAUAGGUUUUAUUCAAUCUGCUGAAAUGGGUCAUCAAUGGUGUUGUCUGGUCUGAUCUGGUCCAUUCUGGUCUGGUCCUCUGACCUACAAAUAUUCAGAGCUCUCUCCUUCACCUUAAUAACCUCCAGAGCCUCUGUAUAAAUGUACGCUUGAGUUGUUUCCUGUUUUGUUUUUUUCUUUCUUUAUUUUUUUUUCUCCAUUCGAUUGUUUUCCAUCUCUCCCUGCUUUGUGUAUAAUGUAUUUUUUUUUUUUUCCUUCCUACGUGGUGUUUCCCUCGCCUGUAUAGGCUUUAUGUGUAUUUAAAAUCCAGAUAUAUUAUUAUCCUGCUCACAGCUAGAACAGGACAGGCAGGCAGAUUGAGUGAUGGACUAGUGGGAUUUGCGAGACGAUGUGUGUUCAGACACAAGCUAUUAGCUUUAGUUGCAACAGGUUAUUUAGUUUUGUUUUUUUAAACAUUUGUUCUGUGUUGGCGUGUCAGCCUGCUCCACUCUUGCAAAAGCUGGAGUACGUUGGGUAACCGAUCACUGAAUUCCUCAGUAACACAUCCAUAGUUGCUGCUUUCGUUGCUCUGAAAGAGCGCCUUGUGCACUUGUCCACUCGUUGGCAAGCCUUUUACCAGCAGGGUGGGAAUUUCCACUGUAUGAUGGCUGACCGUGGCUGGUGCCAAUCAGUUUUUAAUGCAGUUUAAAGCAACAGUCAGAUCAGCAUCUCUUUGACCUGAGGUCCGGUAAAGAGCGUGGCUUCUCGAAGCCAAAGGAUUUCACUGAGGUUCCAGUUGCUCGGUACUUGUAUCGCUAUGUGGUCUGCAAAGAUCCCAAAACUUAUCUAGUGAGAGAAACAGGAUGACAUACGACAAUAAGGUUUUCUUGGUGACUCAUCAGAUCACAUAGUUGAAUAUUUCCAUGUCUAUUGUCAAAUAACCGGACUGCAUUUAGAAUUUCAAGCACCUCAAAGCAUCUUACCAAAGGUGUUGUGGAGAAUAUUGUUACAUACUCAUAGCCAACAUUCCCCACCUGGCUCGCUUGGUUGACUUUUUCUUGGGGGGGGGGACGUAACCAGUCAUGUAAGCGGGAAGCCUCGUCUUCCAACUGACAUUUUGAGCCAAACUCGUCAAAAUCUGCAUUCAAUCCAUCACAGCGGAAUGCAAAGUGACUGUGUUCGGCUGUUUUGAUACUCUUGAUGUGUAUUUCUUCCUCUCCGACUAUUAUCCACAGCACUUUUGUGUGAAAGUCGUGUCGUUUUGUCUAAGUUUUCUUAUUGCAUGCUAACGUGAAGGCAUCAGUAGAGAAAGUGACACCAAAUGAGAGGGAGUAGAUGGAGCGUGCGCCACAUCAAAGAUGAUGCAGUCAUCAUCUAAUAGGCUUGUAUAAAAAGGAACGGAAAAGAGUUUCAUUAUGGAUAAUGCCAUAUUUGGGGUUCAUGUGUUUUGAAAAAUCUUUGCAACUGUUUCCAAACUUGAGGUCAUGCAAAGACAUUGAAGACCAUCCCUGGGGUGAGGCAGUUCUGUCGGCAGGAUCCAGUUUUUCUCGUCCAAAUGUGAUUACAGUUAAGAAAUGAGAAAAGAGCGCACUGAAUGUAAACUCAUCUCACACUUCUCCUCCUGUUGGCCGGUUGCUUAGCCUUUUUUCUUCAAAGGGAACAGUAUAGCUGGAUUCACCACAAGAGUGUCAGCAGAUGCAUCUCUUGCCAGGGCUGAGAGGGGAGGGGUAUACAACAUUGUAGUAUCAACUGAUAGCCAGAGCAGUGCAUGUCUUUCUUUUCUUUUUCUUUUUCUUUUUCUUUUUUUGAUUCCCCCUUGAGAAAUAUUAUCUACAGCACAACAAGAUUCUGGGUAUCAUGUUGAAUGGUUCUUCUCUGUCAGUCUCAGGUAGGCUUUUACCAUCACUCUUACCAGGACCGUGAUGGUGGUGUUGCAUCAGGUGUGCAAAACAAUCAUUUAAGUAUGGGACAUGGUUUUGUUGUUUUUCUUGUGUUAUUUUUUUAAGGUUCCUCUUGAGUCACAGUUGCCUUUGAAACAGCCCCCUUGUUUUCUGGAUGAGGUUGUCUUCGUUGAUGUUUGUCUUGCCAUCUUAGAAACCCUCGCUUACCCCCUCAGUUAGAGGGUUUGCAAACCUAAUCAUACAUUUGUUUUCAAAGAUUAAGGUUGUUCAAGACUAAAGAAAGAUGGCAAGGCUGAGCUGCUCAUUGCACGUGUUUUAUAUCUUUAGAUGUUGUGAGAUUGGAGACCAUAGAGUGGCUGGUGGGGAAACAAAAUCGAUGCUGUCAAUAGCAGACGUGCUUAUCGUCGUCGACGUGGGAUCUGAUGGUAGGAGGUUUUCUGACGGGUGGGAAACAAUGUCUGCCUGGAACAGCAGGGUUCGUCCGACUGAGCCUGUCCCUCAAUCAUUUACAAAUGCCAGGCUCCGUUCGAGUACCGCUGUUCUCAUAAAACCAGUGAAUGUCCUUCAGGCAAGCACGCCAUGUUGCAAGGCGCAACCCAGGUCCUACUGGCCAAAAGCUUUAUACCAAUACAAGCAACGUUGCUUGAUGAGUGGACCAUGUGUGGUAAAUGUUGCCAUUGCUGAGUGGGUCUGACAGCUGGGUCUUGCAAAAGACUGAAAGAAAUUAGUUGCGUUAGAGAAGUCUCUCUCCCAGACAGCGUCGGCUCCUCUGCAGUUACACUGACUGCACAGCUCGUGAAAAUGGCUCUGCUAACUGUGAAGGUCCAGUUUAAAGGCCGUAGUUUACAAGGUCGUACCAUCCAUUUCUCUUUGAUGUGGAACCAGCAUCAUUCAACACGCCAGCACUUUGCUCGCUUCAGAACAAAUGUGUUCCUGAUGAGAGGCCUGCAGUCACCGAACGUUCGCUCAUCUGUUACAGGACCUGAAAAGCUUAGCCAUGAUAAUCUCCCAAGUCCUUGGUUCAUAUCUCAGGAUAAAAGCACUUUGGUACCAAGAGUUUCUUUUUAAAGACUGCCGUGUGUAUGUAUAGCGCUGUACACUCGGAGGGGACAGAAAUACCAACAUAACAUGUUCAGACCAAACACUUGUUGGAUUUUAUCCCUGCUCCCCUCUUCCUCUUUUCCCUGCCGCCUCUUAUAAGAGCUUGCUCUUUUUAUGUGAUGCAUUUCACCAUUCUUGAAGUUCAUAGUUUGUGUAGAUUUCAGGAAUGAAAAUCAGUGUUUAUUUUAGUGGAAUGUAAUGUCAAAUUUGAUAGUCAACUCAGCUACACAUAUAUUUUAAGAAUUUUUUUUAAGCUAGUUUUUUCAUCUUUAACUUCCCAGAUGUUACCGAUUCAACCGUAGAGGUCAGGCAAGGCUGUUUGGAGUCUAACUCCACACAUGUGGCUGUGGGUUUUUGACAAGAAUUUGAAGAGAAGUCUGGGUUUAUCACUGAAUAAAUUUGAGCAAAAUGAAAUUCAAGAAUUCACCCAAUCACAAAGUGGACAACCAAAUUUAAGUGAGAAAACAGAAAUUUCUUUUGGUUUAUUGUCAAAGAAUCAUAAACUAAGAGCCUUGUGUAUAAUAUUAAAAAAAAAAUUUGUCAAAUUGUGCAGAAAAAACAUUUGAAAUACAAUUUUCUCAAUUUGAAAACAUUUUGUAAUGGAAUUUUGACCAAAUGGAGCAGAGCUAAUUCAGAACUUGGAAACACACAAUGGUGAGAGAGAGCGAAAGAGGGAGAGAGGCAGCUUUACAGGUCGAGCAGCUGUGUGGUCUGUCUGGGGAAGCUGGCUGUAUUGACUGCAUCUUUUUUAAACAUCUAGACUUUAUUUUUGUAGUCACACAGAUUUUAAUGUCUACAAUUUAACCUUAUUCUCAACUUCUAGAUAUUUCUCAAAAUUACAUUUCAGCUUUUAUUUUUUUUCUGAACAGCUUGACUUCAUUCUCAAUUGUGCAAUGUUUUUACUUCUUUCUCUAUAUUUAAACUUAAUUUUUACAAUAGAAAUGUUAAAAAAAAAAAAAACAGAGACCCCCCUCCUCCUCCCGGAGCCCGGUCACUCCGUUGCAUCACAUAGAGACAGUGCGAGACAAAGCAGUGCCUGGUGAGGUGGCGCUGACAGGGGGAUUGAUAAAUUGACCAGUGGAGAAGAGGAGGGGUGAAACUGACCUUUCCCUGAUCCCUCUGCGUCGCCGCCAGUAGCUAAAUAUCGAGCCAUCUCGUGCCUGAAACUUCGGGAGUCUCACUGCUUCCCAAACCCCGUAGUUGUACCACAGAUGAUGCAACAGUCGGCCGCUGCAAGAGUUUUAGCACUGGUCUGUUAAUUUCUUGCGUGGCAUGUCAGUGUUUUCUGGCGUGUUACUGACAUGUGCUGUGCAUACCAACGUGUGCGUGUCUGUGCGGAGGGGUGAGGUAUGUUGAUAGAGCAUUUUCAUAUUCAGCAGUGCAGUCUUAUUCAUGUUACAGCCAGUUACAGGACGUUCUCAGGGUACAAUCGGUUUUCACCAAGCAGCAGGCGGAGGAUGAAACACAACAGUAGCUCAGGCCUCUAGCUUGUUCACAUGAAUAUUGGGAGUCACUGGAUCUGGUUUACUCCCUCCAUGUGCUCGAAGCUGCCAAAGACCGCAGUGGAAUGAACCUUUAACGUAGACACAAGUCUAUGAAGUGCCCAUGGAUACUGACAUGCAGGCUGAAGGCUGGUCUGACUCUGUUCUCCUCCACACUUCCAGCACAUCACAUGGGCAGACCGCCUGGACUUUUUGCGUGUGUGGGGGUUUUUUUCCUGUGAGAAAUGUGUUGUCAUGCGUUUAUUUAGUGUGUCGCUGUUAAGGGUGAGCUGCGUCGGACGUCUCGUACAGCAUUGCCAAAUUCUUCCCUCUGUGUGACACUCAGGGUCUACAGCGCAUGUGGCUGGGGGCUCCGCAGACCGAGGGCUGGCCCGCCCAGUGCACGUGCAUUGCAGUGUAAUUAAGUCUUAAAGCAAAACAGAUCUGAGGUUCCUCCCCUCUUUUACCUUCAUUUCCUUCGCCUGUUUCACUGUGAGGAGCAAGUGAAUGUAAAAGGAGGACGUUGAGCACAUCAGGGAUUCGAACAUUCCCGCACAUGCUUCCAGAGUGUAGCUUUUAAACGAGACGGCAGCUUUCACAGCUCGAGACAAAGGCCAGCGUGUGUCGGUGUGUGUCCAGCCAAGGUUUUACUGAGAAGCGCUUAGUAAUUCUGUAAUGCGCUGCGCUGCUAGAGGAAAGACACGGGACAUUCCAGGCCUUCAGUUUACAAUAUGGCUACACUGUCUGCACAUACAGAGAGAGUCUAUUUUUUUUUUUUGUACUCGGUUUUGGAAGGGAGUGAGAGUUACAGGUGAGCGCUGAUGAGUCACACUGGAGUAGCAGCUGGUCUGAAUAGAGCCGUGGUGUGAUGCCAUUUAGAAGUGGCUGUUCAAAGUGUGUCAGCUGCUGCUGGGGUUUCGGCGCGCUGCAGCCAUUUUUGGGAGGGGACAUCUUUUGUGUCCGGUACACAAAAAAAAACAAAAAAACAAUCUGCCUGUGUUAAAUAUCAACAUGAACUAAGAAUAACACAGAGGUUAGAGUAUAUGGAUGUGCGUAUUUGGGAAGCACAGGCCGCAGCACAUGUGCAUAUGGUUCCAGAAUGGUCCGCGCUGUUUACUUCUACACCAUGUGCGCACGGGUUUUGCAGAGUUUGUCUGUACUAUACUGACUGAGUGGCACAGAGCAAGCAGAGCCUUGUUCUAUUGCACCCUGCCGCCGAAGCGGCAGGUCUGAAGGUGUUGGUUGAUCCGUGUUGCCAGCAGUUACUGUACACUCACGUGGUUUAGUGGCCCCUUUUUGACCUUUGUGUGCUUUGUUGUUGAUUUUGUCAGCCCUCCUAAUGUGCGCUCAUUUGAGUAAUCCUGGAUGACAGCAGGACCCCCCCCCUGUGGCCUGACGAACCGCUGGAUUCACAGAGCUGGCCUCUAACAUGCUCCAUGUCCGACGACGCAACCUCAUGUUUGAACCGUUGAGAGGCUCAGGGGUUCACCUCUCCGCUCAACACUUGUGUGGAAGCUCCUCGUGCUGCUGACACGGAGUGGAGCAUGAGCGAGUGUUAUUUUAGUACCAAAGCAAGCAGACUGUCAAAUCUGCGUCACGCUGGGAUCCGUGAGCCAGGCACUCAUCAGACAUCACUAGUUUUCUGUCCCACUUUGAUUCGAGUACAAACUCAAAGCCAACUCCAGAGUUUGUACUGUGGACUCUCAGGAUGAUAGCAAUGUUAUGGAAAGCAAAUGUUAGCGUACAGUUUCAGAAAAGAGGUUGUCAGAAGAUUCUGGGCCUUUCCAGCUUCCCCUAAGACAGUUUUAGGGGCCGUUUGAAGGGGUCCCAUAAGGCUUCCUCUCAUAUUCUGAAACUCCUCAUUGCAGAACACUUUCAUCUUAAACAAUCUGCGAUUGCUUGUGUCACUUUAAUGUCCUUCCCCCGCUUAAGUUCUUCCAGAAAGUCUCUCCUACCAAUACACAGUGUCCAGUGCUUGUCAUUUUACACCAGCUUCAUCAUGUAGACACCUGUCUGGGGGAACUCUGAGAAAUUGGCGUCAUCCUGUGUCAACGGGGCCUUUACAGCAACGUAAAACCUGAGCCUUCUCCGUUUGAAGAAGCACUUUCCCCUGAUUUCUUUAGCCACCUGUGAAACAAGCACCCCGCAGUGUAACAUUGCAUGUGUGACCGAAAAAUAAAGCAUGAUGGGGCCCUGUUAACAUUUCUGAAAGGAAAGGGACAUACAUGGUAUCCUCGUCAUAUUUUUUAAGUUUUUCAUCUGAAAUACUUUGGCCACAGAUGGCUAAAGUUCAGGCAGGACUGAAAGAGAGAGAGCUGGACUCGAGCAGGAAUGUAAGAAAUCUGAGGACCAUCCUAAUAGGUUUCAGGAGAAAAACACUGGAUGUACACUGUUCAACAGUCCGUGUAGAUAGAUGUGUACUCUCAGUGGGGGCGAUCACAGAGCGCAAGACCAUGAACAGGAGGCCACACUGAGAGGAAGUAUGUACGUUCCUUUAUUCAGUUACCUAAAAUCAUUUGUCCAUCCAGUUUGUGGUAAAGGUCUCGGCACAAACGGGUUAUUCAAGGGGGCUGUCAUACGCCCCCUGCUCUCUGCGUCUGGAGAAGAAACCAUGCUGGUGGCAGGGCCCCGUCAGUCCCUGUCAGGAGCUCUGGUGCACAUUGAGAUUGGGUGGAGGGCUGGACUAUAUCACAAACCUGACAGAUCCUCAUGCUCGGUGUCAGCCAGUUAUCUUCAUUUCGACCUGGGCUCCUGUGGCUCUGAUGUUUCUGGCUGGUAAACAAAGUCUUUCUUGUGGAGUCUGGAGAGCCAAACCUCCUAAUUAGCCAGGCAGGCAGGCCUGCUGCCCAGUCCAGCCUCACAACUAUGCAAGAGGAAUGCAUAUAAUCCACACUCACUGCUUAUUUUGUUUCAGGUUUUUUUUUUUUUCUUCUUCUUCUUCUUCUUUGGUUGGUUUUUUUAAAAUCGCGAUUUAUUUUUCCUCACUGUCACGCAGUAGAAGUGAAGAUGUGUACUAAUAAGAACUUGCAAUGACAAUACUUUGGCCUUAUGAUGAUUUCUGAAAUCUUAUUGUUUCGUUUGAAGAUCUUUAUUGAUUCUGGUCAGCCAGCCCAGCGACAGCAGCGGUGACGGCGGGCUCACUCUUGGUCUCUGUGAGACUGGCUCGAUGGCCCCAAGUUUUAUCGUGGUACGAAUGUUGUGCAUUUGUUUAAAAUCAGGACAGUUUGCAAUAACAGCAGUCUUACUAGUGGCCACAAAGGGGGCACAAGCAGUGCUGACAGCGCCCGGCUGCGUCUUUAGAAAACCAUAGAGGAAGAAAUAGAAACUAUAUAAAUAGAUAUAUAAAGUUCACACAGUGCAUAUUUGUAUAGGUCUCAACAAUGCAUUAUCGUGGUAUACUCUUAUGCAACACAUGUCCGGGUUCAAUUUCUGAACAUGAAGUAUAAAAUGAAAUCACACAGACUUUGUAAAUCAGAAGCUAUGAUGUUGUGUGUUUUUUGCAAAAAAGAAAAAAUGGUUCUACCAUCCUCAAUGUUGAAUAUUCUGAGCAUAAUGUUCCUGUGUGAGUGUAUUUGGUAAAGUGAGCACAUAGCACUGGGUUUUAUCUUCUUUUUGUAAGCAGGGAAGCAGAAUGUACCCCCAAGCACAGCUGGAUAGACUUCAAAUGCACCCAACUUCAAAACGCUGCCUUCCAACUCGAUUCCGUUGUGCAAUCUUGUUACAAAUAAAACAUGGUGCGGUUCCAAAUACACCCUAAUGAAGAAUCGGUUUCUCAACAGGAUGGAUUAUGAACUUAAACCCAAGCAAAGCAAAACUCCACCCUGAAUACUCCCCAUUGUGCCCAUGUGUAAAUGCACUUUUAUUGAGGAUGUGGCCGUCCAGCAGUGAAUUUCACAUCUGAAAUCAUUGUAGGAAGCUGCUCCUUGAAAUCUUCCCAGCUGUGAUUUUUUGGGGGCCAGUCUGUAUGGAACAAGUCCUCUAUACCAGCCCAACGGACAGAUUCAAUGAAGAACAGUGUUGAGCCAUGGUGUUGUUAUGGAGAAACGGGAGGGCAGUGCACAACAUGCACAUUGGGAAAAAAACCAACCCUCUUCACUGAGAUGAUAGCGUCCACCUGAGGGGGUCAACCUGCCGAAUGUUGAUUUGAAAUAAUGUUGAAUGAAUGCUUCUCUUCUUUUAGUCAGUGAAUAAAAACUUGAAAAAGCCA